AUUUAUACUUCGCGGGGUACUCGUCAGCCGGCCCCCCCCCCGUCAGCGCGGUGGUUGUGGAGGCCGCGCGGCGAGGCCGCCAGCCCGGGCCCGAGGCCCGCGCGAGAGGAUGUCCGGCCCGCCGCUGGUGUCUCGCCGGGAGGGGGAGGCGACGAUCGAGUCCAGGUCGACGGAGAAUCUCCCGGUGAAGUUUUAUGGCUGCUGGGACUGCCCCCACUGCCAGCGCGCCUGGAUAGGCCUCGAGGAGAAGGCCGGGGCCCGCGGAGGAAAUUAUUCUCUGACCGACCCAGAGUCAUAUUGAUCUUUGACGUUGUCUGAAGGUGGUGGACUACCAGUGGGUUGAGGUCGACCUGUACAACGCUCAAGGCAAAGCUGACGAGGAUCGGGGCCGGUGGCACCUGCCCCUCAAGGACGUGAUGGAGCGGUACCCCGCGUUCGCUGCGGUGUCCCCGAGGGGGCGGCUGCCGGCCCUGGACCACGACGGCGAGCACGUUGAGGACUCCACGAUCAUCCUCGAGUACAUGCACGAGGUAUUCGUCGGAGCCCCUUUGCUUUGCCCAGCUGCACCCCGCACCUCCGGGCGCAAGUCCGGUUCUGGACGCGGUAUGUCGACACGCACAUCAUCCCGCAUUACGACAGGUUGCUCUCCGCGCAGGACGCGGAGGCGCGCGCCUGGGAGCGGGCCGCGCUCCUGGAGGGCCUGGCCGAAUUCGAGGCGGCCAUGGCGCCGGAGGCGGAGGGCCCGUUCUUCCUCGGUGACGACUUCACCAUGGCCGACAUUGCGCUGGCCCCAUGGUGGCAGCGGAUGUGCACCGUGCUGCGGGCCUACCGCAAGUUCGAUCCCUCCAACUGCCCCCGGCUGCAGGCCUGGUUCGAGGCGGUGGAGGCGCGGCCGUCCUUCCAGAGGACGGUGGUGGACCCGGAGCGGCUCAUCGAGGUUUUCGCCGACUGCGCGGACCUCGAGGAGAGCACCAAGUUCAAGCGUGGUUCCGCCGGCGCGAGCGGCUGUGGCCGCCCUGGCCCAUGAUGCGCCCCGGGAGGUGACACGCUCCGAGAAAGCUCGACGCGCGCGCGCGCCCUGGGGAUCUGAUGCCCCUGUCCUGGCCGACGUGGGGGUCCAGGGGCAACUAGGGAAUGGC
This is a messenger RNA of Prorocentrum cordatum, 1139 nucleotides long. The record is from the annotation of a GenBank genome assembly. NCBI's taxonomy places the organism in Eukaryota, Dinophyceae, Prorocentrales, Prorocentraceae.